AUGACAACUACUGCCACAAAUAUGCAAAACACGGAUCAAAAAUCGAUUUAUCCAUCGCUGAUCAAUGCAAUGACUUCACGAAGGAGUGAUGAAGCCUUAAAUGACUUCCAGAGAGAUUUCAACAAUCGUGUCAUGGGAUUGUUCGCUGAUGGAAGAAGCACUAGCGUGGAACAGUUCAAGACAGACACCGAUAACUUUCUUCGAGCAUUGAAAACCGAAUUCAUCAGAGGUGAAAGUGGAAGUAAAAGAUAUGUGACACUCAAAAGAUUAAUGAAAAUCCUCACAGAGUCUCCACAAUCGAUUAUCGAACUUCUUCCACACAGUACUGUCACAGUUUUUGUCAAAAUUACAAACUUCAAUUUGACAAUCGAUAUCACUCUAAUAGAAGAGCUUGUGAAAACAGUCAUUCAUGCCGAGGAAACCUACAUCAAACUGCUACCAUAUUCGGAGAACAACACCGAGAUUUCCAGCUAUAGUCUUCAGGACUUCGUUGCUGCACAUUAUGUUCCUCAAAUGGUCGAAGAACCAGAGCGAGCAGAUUACUACUCAGCGUACGCUGUUGGAAUUAUAUUCUUCCUUUUAGAUGCUCGAAGACGUGAGAAUAUUUACCUGAAAGAUUUACUUUCAUCAACACUUCUGAUGCAUCUCGAGUCAUGUAUCAACGCUGAAAAUAAUUGUUUGGAAAUGCCAGAGAUCGACGUGUUCACAGUCGGCCAGUUUCGAGCUACUUUAUAUGAAUUCCGAUGCCUUGAUACUGAUCGAAACGGGGUUCUGUCUCCAGCAGAAAUGACGUUCUUCCGAGACGGUUACUUCAAUGCUAUGUUCCUUCAAAGAAUUUUCGACAUUUCGAUGAUCUAUGACAGAUGUUUGGACUUCAAGGCAUUCGUUGACUUGAUGGCAGCUAUCAAAUUUCGUCAUACUCGAGCUUCUGCAAAGUAUCAUUUCGAGGCUCUUGAUUUCAAAAAUGACGGAGUUCUGGACGAAGAUGAAAUCCGAACAGCGGCCCAAGUUGUUCCUGAGUAUGCCCCAAACGAGGAUAGCGUUCACAUCGACAUUGUCACUGCUGAACUCAAAGACAUGCUACGUUUAAAGAAAACGGGGCUUACUCUGGAGGAAUUUAUCGACAAUCGAAUGAGUUCCACUUUUACCGGUUUCCUCUCCAACUAUUCCGACUUCAUGAAAUACGAACGCCGAGAACAGUAA
This is a messenger RNA of Caenorhabditis remanei, 1203 nucleotides long. RefSeq lists its product as uncharacterized. Gene Ontology annotation, molecular function: calcium ion binding. Gene Ontology annotation, biological process: T cell homeostasis; microtubule cytoskeleton organization; cortical cytoskeleton organization. Lineage: Eukaryota; Metazoa; Nematoda; Chromadorea; Rhabditida; Rhabditidae. The transcript is spliced from 9 exons. The record is from RefSeq and is a predicted model, not a curated record. Gene Ontology annotation, cellular component: spindle; centrosome. Bases 1 to 1203 code for a protein of 400 amino acids.